UACAUUCAAGCUGUCGAUGGGUUCGCCUGUUUUAACAGACGUCACUCACGCGCUGUCUCGGCCGACUUACACUGCAAGAUGCUCAGAAGUGAGAAACGUAUUUACAAGACUCUCUGUCAAGGAUUUGCAUCAAGUGUUUCCACAGCUUUUGGCUAAUGUAUUUGGCUUUCAUGGCUCUAUGGAUUGGGGAUUGAAAUCACUGACUCGAGCACAGUAUCAGCUUGACUUUGACGCAGUGUUGGCAUUUCUCUCUCCCAAUGGAACAGCUUUCCAGUUGAUCGAAACACUGCAGCGUGAUCCGGAUGUACUAUUUGAAUUUCCCGUUUCUUGCCUUCCUGCAGCCACGAAGCAACAACUUAUGUUUGGCACAGUUCCUUUGUUGUAUCAGAAGAAGCUUCAAAGACCACAUAACAACUUUGGAAGAGUAGUGGAAAGCAAUCAGCCUGUCAUUUGGCUUAAUGCAUUUGAGUACUACAUGUUUCACUUUGCGUAUUGGCUGGUUGUUUGGGCGUCUUCCAAAUCUGAGCCACCAUGGACUGACUUGGGAAAUUCUCUUUAUUUGGCUAUUCUUGAUUCCUACUGUAGAGCUUUCUUGCCAACUGAGGGAAAUGUCAAUGUCAGGUUGACGUCGACUAUGUCUUCUCAACUUUCCUCUUUUCCAGUGAGAAGCACACAGUCUCCACUGCCAAGCAGUACCAGACAUCAUUGGUCACCUGAGACUGCUUUGCUAUCAUGGAAUGGUCUCAGUUCUCCAUGUGAUUACAAACCAGUGCCUGGACUUUUGAAAGCAUCUUCUUUGACUUUGUCUACGUCUGGUCUUAUCAGCUGUCAAGAGAAUUAUGCGAAUGAGACUUGGUGUUCUGAAACAUUUGCACAGAUUUUGGUCGAGUUUUGGUUGAACCAAGUGCUACCAGAGCAAUCUGUUGGAAUCAGCUUUGUGAAUGUUGGACAGACAUUGAUGCCACCUCAAGAACAUGUUCGGCUGGUGCGUGGCUUGAUAAAACGUGUACACGGCUUUGCAACAGGAGCAAGCAGAAAUCAAGACCAGUCUUUGGUUACUCUACAACUUCGAAGAACCAUCAUUCCAAAUGUCUUCCAGAAGAAGACAUUGACUUUUCUUCACCACUUGUUUAUUCACUGGCCAUUAGACUCAACAUUUCGAGUGGUUUUGGAAACUUGGCUUACAUACAUUCAACCAUGGCGCUAUGUUACUAAUAAUGGUCAACAAAGUCCUAACAUGAGACAACCGGACUGGAACCACUGGAAACCAUUUAUUCAAGAUAACAUACAGUUUUACACCAUGUUGAUGACGGAAUUUCUUCAGAGGGCUCUCAAGUUGAAUCUGAUGGACUUAAGAGAUACCGUUUUGAUCCAACGUGUUGCCAAGGUGUUUUCGGUUCGUGAUUUAGUGGCUAUUAUAGAGGAUUGUGAUACUGAUGCUGUAGUCGAGUCUUCAAUCAGCGCUGUGACUGUGUCAGGGUUUCUACCUGCUAUAAAUUCAGCUACUCAGAGUCAAUACAAUCAUCAGCUGGUGCAAUAUCUGAUGGGCAACAUAUCUCAAGCUCUUUAUUUGCUGAAGAAGAACACAUCCCAACCCGCUGCUUUUCAAACUAAUGCCCCUGCUGUCUCAUUGAACUCAAUAGGUUCAGUUUUCUUGAACGCAUUGAAGUCAUCUUUGUCUUUAUUUAUGAAUAAUUCAAAACCUGAGAGACAGUCUGUUGUCUCAGUGGGUGAUAGAGCAAGAACCGUUCAACAACUAGAGUUGGCAUUUGAUUUUUUUAGACAAGGAUUUGAAGUUACAGAUGUGCUGUUAUCACAUGCAGGCAUCAUGUCAGGGCAGCCUUUAAGUAGUAUGUCAUUGUCAACGUUGGAUGAACACAUUGGUAGUGCACUGGAAUCAAACAGCAUCAGUGUUCCUAGUUUUGCAGAACACGGUGCUCUCUCACGUAUAGGUAGUCUGGAGCCUGAUUAUCUGCAAGGGUCAGAUAAACAGAUACUGUCGUCACUAGGAAGACAACAGGUUAUUCGAGGUAUUCGAAAGUGUAACCCUUCAACUGUCAAGCCACGCAUAGAUCCUUUGCUUAUGCCUAUUUGUUCUCAUGAGAAUGCCAUCUUAGUUCGCUUAUUACAUCAUGUCUCACAGAAGCUGUACGACAAGAUCGGUCCAACUCUGUUACAAUGGCGUGGUAAUGGUGGUCCACUCAGCUGGUUGGCGACUGCCAUUUUGACAGAACCUGUUUCAGGGUGGAAAGAGAUUGAUUGUCAUCGUGCAUCAACACCUGCUCGACAGUCAUCUGAUAGCCGAGAUUUAUUGAACAUGGAGAAAAUACGUAAGAUUCGACCUGGGUAUGAACCCCGCAUUAGUCUGAGAUUUCUGGCUUCAUACCCAAACAUGUUCUGGCUUUUUCUACUGACUGUUGUCUGUUGGUUGUUCAAUUUGAGUUGGGGAAUGCUUUUCUCUAUUACAGUGGCUUUGUUUAGUGUAUUUGUUGUGAUGAGAAACAUACAAUAAUUAAGGCAAUUGAAUACUA
This is a messenger RNA of Corticium candelabrum, 2531 nucleotides long. Its product is annotated as sphingomyelin phosphodiesterase 4-like. The coding region runs from base 17 to 2512 and encodes 831 amino acids. Gene Ontology annotation, molecular function: sphingomyelin phosphodiesterase D activity. Gene Ontology annotation, biological process: ceramide biosynthetic process; glycerophospholipid catabolic process; sphingomyelin catabolic process. The transcript has 17 exons. The record is from RefSeq and is a predicted model, not a curated record. Lineage: Eukaryota; Metazoa; Porifera; Homoscleromorpha; Homosclerophorida; Plakinidae.